Messenger RNA from Pseudopodoces humilis (Tibetan ground-tit), 1491 nucleotides. It is a transcript of the gene MPI, whose product is annotated as mannose phosphate isomerase. Gene Ontology annotation, biological process: GDP-mannose biosynthetic process; carbohydrate metabolic process. NCBI's taxonomy places the organism in Eukaryota, Metazoa, Chordata, Aves, Passeriformes, Paridae. Gene Ontology annotation, molecular function: mannose-6-phosphate isomerase activity; zinc ion binding. The record is from RefSeq and is a predicted model, not a curated record. Gene Ontology annotation, cellular component: cytosol.
GAGGGGGUCAGGUCCUGCCCGGCCGAGCCAUGGCGGAGAUCCGGGUGUUCCCCCUCUCCUGCGUGGUGCAGAACUAUUCCUGGGGGAAGGUGGGCCUGGAGAGCGAGGUGGCCAAGCUGGUGGCCAGUGGUGACCCCCAGGUCCAGAUCCAGCCUGACCAGCCCUACGCUGAGCUGUGGAUGGGCGCACACCCCCGGGGCGAUGCCCUCAUCCGGGAUAACCGCAUCCCACAAAAGACCCUGGGCCAGUGGAUCGCCGACAACCCCGCCUGCCUGGGGGCCAAGGUGAAGGACGCCUUCCAGGGAUGCCUGCCCUUCCUGUUCAAGGUGCUGUCGGUCAACACCGCCCUGUCUGUCCAGGCACACCCCAACAAGGAGCUGGCAGCGAAGCUCCACGCCCAGUUCCCUGAGCACUAUCCCGAUGCCAACCACAAGCCCGAAAUGGCCAUCGCCCUCACCCCCUUCGAGGGCAUGUGUGGCUUCCGGCCUGUGGAGGAGAUUGUCUCCUUUCUCCAGAAUGUCCCCGAGCUUCGGGCACUGAUCGGGGAGGUGGCAGCGGAGCAGCUGGAGCGCAGUGGGAGCGACGACCCCCGUGGGGUCUCGGCCGCCCUCCGCGUGUGCUUCACCCGCCUCAUGAAGAGCGAGAAGAAGUUCUUCGUGGACCAGCUGAACAUGCUGGUGAAGAGGAUCUCCCAGGAAGCAGCGGAAGGGAAGGACACAUCGGGGAGCAGCGGGGACCUGCUGCUGCGGCUGCACUCCCAGUACCCAGGGGACAUUGGCUGCUUCACCAUUUAUUUCCUGAACCUGGUGAGGCUGGAGCCGGGGGAGGCCAUGUUCCUGGGAGCCAACGAGCCCCACGCCUACCUGCAUGGAGACUGCGUAGAGAUCAUGGCGUGCUCGGAUAACACCGUGCGCGCCGGGCUCACCCCCAAGUUCAUCGAUGUGCUCACCUUGUGUGAGAUGCUCAACUACACACCAGCACCCAGCAGCUCCAAGAUCUUCCCAGCGGCGCAGAGCCAGCUCGAUCCCCAUGUCUACCUCUAUGACCCGCCCGUGCCAGACUUUAGCAUCCUGAGGAUAGAGAUCCCUGCCUCCAUCAAGCUGUACCUCAUCUCUGCCAUGGACUCUGCCAGCAUCUUGCUGGUGAUCCAAGGGACGGCCGUGGGCACCUCCACAGCCGCAGCCUCCGAGAUGUCCCUGCACCGCGGCUCCGUGCUCUUCAUCUCGGCCAACGAGAGCAUCUCCCUCCACCUCUCCUCGCCCGACGGGAUGCUGCUCUUCCGAGCCUGCUGCCUCCUCUGAGCAGGACCUGGGACACUUCCUCCUCCACAGCACUCCAUGUUUGAGUAGAUAGAAACUGGUGUGGGCAAAGUCUUCUCGCUUGAAAGUUUUCCCUCCACCUAUUAAAUCCCAAAACUAACCCUGAUGUAUAGAAAGAGCAAUUCCGUGGAUCGACUCCUUGGAUGUGGCACAGAGCAGAGCAGGCUCAGGC